Molecule: messenger RNA, 3844 nt
Organism: Oxyura jamaicensis (ruddy duck)
Lineage: Eukaryota; Metazoa; Chordata; Aves; Anseriformes; Anatidae
Gene: LRRC66
Product: leucine rich repeat containing 66
Exons: 5
Coding region: 102-3812 (1236 amino acids)
Cellular component (GO): extracellular matrix
Molecular function (GO): protein binding
Source: RefSeq, a predicted model, not a curated record
CUGGAGUUACAGUUCAAAAGUCUCUACUGCGUUUAGUUGGGGAGUAUACCUGAGAAGCUGCGUUCCUUGACUGAAGUGCUGGAAAAGAAAGAAAAGAGACUAUGGAUAACCUUCACUUGAGUGUCGUAGCUGUGGUCCUUUACUUUAACAUUCCUGGAUCAGUGGGAACCAAGUCACAGCAGCUUCUUAAUGCACAUCACCAUUCAGACUGCCGGUGGGAUGGGAAGUUCUCAGUGAAUUGCUCUUUUACUGGACUAUCUGCUAUUCCAGAAGAUAUAUCACAAACAGCAAUAACAGCUGAUUUAAGCUACAACAACAUUACAACUUUACUGCACACCACCGGGAGAAAUGAAGACUGGAUGCUAAAACAUCUGAAUCUCAGUAACAACCUGAUUUCUGAACUCUCCGUAACUGCUUUUAGAAAUUUACCCGUUUUAGAAACUCUAAACCUCAACAGUAAUUCCAUCAACACCCUCACGCUAGACAUCUCUACAGCUGCACGUGCAUCUGACACGUAUGGAAAAGUCCAUCACUUCCUGCCUGCUUUGAAAGUGUUGUCGGCUGAAAGAAAUUAUCUCGAUGCAGUUCCAAGAGGGCUAGGCCUGCUGCGAUCCUUGCAGUCUGUCCGUCUGUCGUUCAACGGCAUACUGCGGAUUGACCGGAAUGACUUUCAGAACUGCUCACAGCUGAGAACUAUCUACCUACAGAACAACAGGAUAGCUACCAUUCAUCCGGAUGCCUUCCAGGGUCUCAACAACUUACAGGUUGUGGAUCUCCGUGACAAUGCUCUGACAACUGUCCUGCCUCAGAUAAUACUCCAUUUGAACAUCUUUCAACUUGAAGUGGAUUUGUCACGUAAUUCCUGGAUAUUUAACUGCAGACUGAACGCUUUCAAGCAUUUAAUUCCUUUUCUUUCUGACUCCAUGAGGAAAACAUUGAGUACUUCACACAGUAAAUCUGCCACCAACUCGCAGAAACCUGUACUGUACCUUUCCCGUUUCCAUUUGAACUGCAGUGAGGGCAUUUUGUUCAAGACAGCUGCAAUCCCAGCGGGGCAGACAUCGGUGCUACGCUGUGACAUGGGUAACACAGGGGGUAAUCGAGUCUCUUGGUGGACACCUAAAGGCAGGAUUUCAGAGGAAAGUAGUCUUCCUCACGUGACACUGGAUAAAAGGAGCAGUUUAGUAAUACACAAUGCCGAAAAAACUGCUGAAGGACUGUAUGUGUGUAUUUUUAAUACAACAAAGCAGAAGUACCUCAUCUACAACGUACAGGUGAAAGAACGGGUUUCAACAUCUUUGGUUAGAAAAACCCGGGACGCUAACCCUGUUUUUAGACAAGAAAGAACAAAGCAAGACCUUACCCUGGCCAUCUGCCUCUCCGUGUUCAUUACGUUUUUUUGCGCCUUUUGCCUGGGCGUUUUUGCUAGACCCUACCUUGCGCACCUGUGGAUGUACAUGCGCAGAAACAAAAGUACAGGUUCAGAACAUACUUACUGCAAUGAAGCUUUUUCAGACGAAACCCUGAGCAGAGCACGCUAUGCAAGCCAACCCCCAAACAGGCAGCAAAACCUGUCCGCUAUUUAUGAGAAUUCUUCCAGACGCACACGCACUGUUCCUACAGACACGGAUCAUUUGUAUGCGUGUGUCACUGACACCAUGGUGCACACACCGAAUGCUGAGGAGUACCCAAACCAAAACAGUAAGAUUAACGUGAAGAAAGACCCGCUGUUUUCAGACAUCCAAGCUAAUUCCAGCAAUUCUGAAUACAUGAACUUCGGGCAACCUUCUGCAAGGACAGAUAACAAAGAAAUAACACCAAGGAACUUAAUAAGCAAUGACACUUCAUUAUGGGAACGUUCACAACAUGCAAAUUCUGAAGACUUAGAGAAGAGCAGGUUCCCUCCCAUACCCAGCAGAACGAAUGACAACAUUUACUCGAUUCACAUUGACUCUUCAGAUUCAGAUUUAUCCUACGCAAGAGAAACUGGCAUUCCACUUCCCAGAGGACAAUCCCACACAAGUGCACAGGAUUCUAGGAACAGCAAGGUGGGAAACAACGCUGAGCAGCUGCAGUCUGAAAUUACAGAGCCCGCACCAGACUCUCCUUUAAAAAAAGGUAUUGUUUCACAUAAUGAACACCUAAGCACGGCAAAACUUAGGCCUGGAAGGGAAAGAUGUGAUGAAGAACUUGGUCUAAAUGGCAAUAUAAAUAUAACCAGUGAUGCAGGAGAAUGUACUUUAUCUAGGAACUGUACGAGAGAUACAAAGACUGAGGAUUUAAGUGACUUCCGAAAAAUAGAAAACUCUCCUCAUGCACAGUACGACUGCACAAUAGAAACUACUAAUGAACGAGGUAACUUAGCAGAUUUCUUCGGUGACAGCUCCUCAGAUGAAGGGACUGCAUUCACAAUGAGUGAUGGGAGCUCCUUAGAAGAUUUUGAACUGGAACAACCUGGUGCUAGCAGCAGCUUGCCGGCCCCUCAGCCUUCACUAGAGAAAGCUGAUACUGACAAUGGAAGUGAUUAUUGCUCAGCACUGCCGGAGCAUCCAAACAUUGCUGCUAAACUUCAGCAUGCUGGAAAAAAUGAAGACAAGCACAAUGUAGAUCUCGAAAACACUACUGAUGGGGUCAGAUACUAUCAACUACUACGUCACUACUAUGGGUCAGAUACUAUCACACCUGAAGCAGCAUCCCCUGACACUGAUAAGUGUAGCGAUCGUGUAAACAUGUCAGAUUCAGACUCAAUUAGUUCAAGUCAAAAAGCUUCUGAAACAUUUGACUAUUCUACCAAUGAAGAGUCAACAGUACAAAACUCUAUUUCAGAUUCUCCCCACAAACAUGAUGCAGACUUUAGUAAUGCGUCACUCUUAUUGAAACCUUUUCCUGUGUAUGCAAGAGAUACAGAAAAUACUCCUGAGGAUGCUGACUUGCAGCUGCAGUUCCCCAUUCGACCACAGCAUUUCCUCAGAUCCAGUCCCACUGAACAGAAAGAGCAUGCACCAGAGGUAAGCACAGAAGAGCUCACGGAUGGGAGUUCCUCCGAAAGUGAUCGUGAUGAAGGGGACGUUACAUUAAGACAAAACAGCAGUACAUCCGAGAAUAAUUAUUUUACUUUUACUCCCAUUGAUGUUGGUUUGAAUCAAACUGUUAAAAAAGCACCACUACGGCAUGCCAGCAUAGGCAGCAAUGAAUCACCUCUUCAAUCCCCGCUGGAAGACAGAACUGAAAAACCUUUUAAGUUUAUCAGUGAGAAAGAAGACUCAUUAGCACAGGGCGAGCAUGGGAACAGAACUAAGACUUGGGGAGAUAAAAUGCAAAGAAGUUUUAAUGAAGAAGAACAUGAUGAACACAUAGAAUUACAGGACAGCAGCAACUGUAGCUCUCCUGAAGAAAUGCAGCCUCGUAGCGUUUUGGCAGAUUUGCUGCAUAUUGAAUCUUCUAGGAAAACAGAGCCAGCCUUCAACACAGGAAAGUAUUUCCAGUUGGAUCCGAGUGAAGAGAAUGCGUAUUCCUUAUCAGUCCCAUCCAGUUUCUUUAAUGAAAGCCUAUACAGCUCAUUCCCCCAAAAGAGUACAGGGGAUAACUCCAGGAACACUGAUUCCAAUGAGAAGGAGGAUGACACUACUUUGCCAGGACUGAAGAACAAUUAUACAACAGCUGUCAGCCUCCCAAAUGCAAGUGAAAAACUCACUCUAAAGCCUCAGACCAGACAGGGCCAGUUUUUUGCUAAGAAGAAAAGAGCAUUUGAUGGAUUUGCAGUCAUGUUGCAAAGCAGAACAGAGUGCAGUAGUUCAGACACAGAAGUGUAACACUAGGCUCCUGCAGGGUUUUUGUCACACUA